GUUGAUGGAAAAAGGCAAAUGCUGGUUGUGUAGACGAAUGGCCUUAUCUAGUUGACUUAGUUUGCCCUGGGAAUGCGUGGCUUCCCUUAAACGCAUUCAAUGCUACGGUUGGCUUUGCACCUUGCUUUUUUCGCCUAUAUCAUAUAUAUUGAUGCAAAAUCAAAGAGCCACCUACAAAUACAAUACAACCUUGGUAGCAGCUACAUGGAAAACACAACAGUUAUGGAGAAAGGAAAUGGAGUUGAAGCUACAAGAUCUGAUGAUGAGGAAUUAGAAGGCAACGCCACCACUCUACGGAUUGUGGAGACUUUCCUGCGCUUGCUUCCCAUUGGUCUCUGUGUAACAUCCCUUCUCAUUAUGCUUAAGAACUCUCAGGAUAACGACUAUGGCUCUAUUGCCUACACAGAUCUCGGUGCUUUCAGGUAUUUGGUGCAUGCCAAUGGAAUUUGUGCAGGGUAUUCAUUACUUUCAGCAGCCAUUGUUGCCUUGCCCCGCGCUUCCACCAUGCCUAGAGCUUGGACUUUCUUUUUGCUUGACCAGGUGCUAACCUACAUAAUCCUGGCUGCUGGAGCUGUGUCAACGGAGGUGCUGUACCUGGCCGACAGGGGAAACACCGCAACAAUGUGGAGCUCAGCUUGUGGGUCUUUUGGUCCAUUUUGUCACAAGGUCACUGCAUCAAUAGCUAUCACUUUUGUCGCAGUGGUUUGCUAUAUCGUGCUUUCCCUCAUUUCCUCCUACAAUCUAUUCAGCAAGUUUGAUGCACCAGCCAGCAACCCCACUAAGAACAUUAAUAUUGCUGCUUUCCAUGGCUGAUCCUAAACUUCAUGCUUUGUGAUAGGGUACGUUUUAUGCUAGAGGAUAACAACAUUCCCAUGCUUGGCUUUUAUUUUCUUCUAUUGAAUCUCAAAAAUAAGACACUCAUGUUUGCUCUGCGAAGCACAAUCUUGAAGUGCUUAUAAACUAAAUAACUUCAGCCGUAUGUUUUUGAAGUGUCCAAAGUGCAACGCUCUAUACUAAAUUUUUCAUAAAAGAGAAAUAAACAAGAUUAGGCCUUCGCGUUCAUAAUU
This is a messenger RNA of Gastrolobium bilobum, 1067 nucleotides long. RefSeq names its product CASP-like protein 2A2. NCBI's taxonomy places the organism in Eukaryota, Viridiplantae, Streptophyta, Magnoliopsida, Fabales, Fabaceae. The transcript is spliced from 3 exons. The record is from RefSeq and is a predicted model, not a curated record. The coding region runs from base 100 to 813 and encodes 237 amino acids.